AUGUCUGAACCAUGCACCGGUCACGGUCUUUACCUCUCAGGUGUAUUCGAAAUCGAAGAGAAAUUGACCCAAGAACAAAACUACAAGGUCGAGUUCCGAUCCUAUUCGGCCUCAAUUUACUGUGGUGGUCUUGGCCGCAAGCAACAGAUUUCUUAUGAAAUCCGUGCUACUGGAUUUAGCAGCAAGCUCCUCAUGCUCGAGGAAAGCAAGGUUUAUUUUCUGCGGGGAUCUUUCUUUCCUACUAACACCGAAGACACCUUUAACGACGAGUUCUUCUACGAGGGGAUUGAGCGUAUGCUCCUUGGUGACGCGGAGGCUUUCACCGCGAACGUUGAGGGUAUGAUUGGUCUCACGGGCCUGGGUCGAGUCCUUGACGUUGACUUCAAAGUUGAAGAGUGCUGGCAAUACCUCAAGGGCAAAGCAACUGAUCCCGACCUCAAAAGCGUUCAUGCGAUAGUAGAGCACUGCGAUUUCCAUCCAGAGACCAAGUUGAAACAAUCAAUGACGGUCGAAUACCGCAUUCCACCAUUUAAGCACCUUUUGGGCUCUGCACAAGUCGUGAAAAAAGGACGGGAGUGCAACUUUCAUGGUUAUAUCAGAGAUUUUAACAAAGACACAUCCCGAUACGUUGUGCAAGUUAAUAAGGUCUCCCCAACCUCUGGCCAUCUGGAGGUCACUACCACCAACACUUCACAGGCAGCCACGUCGUCUGGAUCUGCCGGGCGCUCAAAGGCAAAGAAUAGUGUGCUGAUCGAAUACUGCAUUCCUAGAUUCAAGGCUCGCGCCCCCAACACCCCUUUCAAAUCUCCGCUGACUGCCGCCGGAUCAAGCUCCGGCACUCCGUUGGGGCCAUCUGACACCACCCCUUCGUCGGCUGACUCUACUCCCGCUGCCGUAAAAUCUAAAGGAAAGUCCCCUGCCUCAACCGAUCAACCUCCCAAGAAGAGAGCCCGUGCCGCGCCCAAGAGAAAAGCUGCCAAAGGUCUCGCUUUGAAUGAGUCGUCUGAGGAGCUCUGA
Melampsora larici-populina 98AG31 is the source of this 1017-nucleotide messenger RNA. RefSeq lists its product as uncharacterized. The transcript is spliced from 5 exons. The record is from RefSeq and is a predicted model, not a curated record. The coding region runs from base 1 to 1017 and encodes 338 amino acids. NCBI's taxonomy places the organism in Eukaryota, Fungi, Basidiomycota, Pucciniomycetes, Pucciniales, Melampsoraceae.